AGGAGGACAAGGAAAUGGAAACUAAUACUAAUAUCUGCUAAACUUUGGUAUACACACGCAGAAUUAUGAUCAGGACAAACCAUGCAGUAAGCACGCCAUCCGAUCUUUGACAUUUUCUGGUAUCAAACUUCAUUAGACUGGCCCGUCUUUGUCAAGAUGCAAACCGCCGUCGACUGCGUAUGCGUGGAAGAGUUUGUUCAGGAACUUGUGGGCGCAGAGAUGGAUUUGGAUGAUAAAGGUGGACUGGACACUCCUCGCUCAGUGCUCCAAGACAAUCCCUCAGUGCUGUACACAGACCAGUGUUGCAACUUGGAGGAGUCGAGUGAUGCUGACCGUGGCUUCGAGGCGUUAUGCGCCGGCCUGUCUUCCCAGAGCUCGGCACCGCAGCUCAUGCCCAGCAAGCGGAACCACACAUGCUGGGAGUGCGGCGAGCGCUUCAAGACGCUGCACGACCUGAUGGUGCACUUCGACCAGCACCAGACCACUGGGCGCUGCCACCUGUGCAAGGUGGCGUUCCGGCGCGGGGCUUCUCUGGCCAUGCACCUGGAGAACACCCACCGAGACGUGGCCCUCGGGUGCCCUGCCACACACUGCAGGGCCCAGCUCCGCAACAGGUGGCUGCUGAACCAGCACAUAGAGAGGUGCCACACGCGCAAGAGUGGAAGGACAGCCGUGGUGGCCGUGGUGAAGGAGGUGGUCGUGGUGGCGGAGGAGGAACCGCCGCCAAGAGGGCAACAAAGUCGGUUCUCAGAGAAGCAUCCCCAAGAGCCUGUGGUGAGUGACCAUUCAUACCACAGCACCAUAAGCAUGGGCCUCACGGACCAUACCUAUAACAGCACGAGAAUGGCAUCUGGCCGCGUCGCCACGCGCGAUCAAGGAGCACAAGAGCACGCGAACAUGGCGUUGAAAAUGGAACAGGGCAGCAAAGGCUUCCUAGAGGAGGGAGCACCCAUUCAGUGGGAUGAGGUUGAGGAGUUUGCUGAGGAGGAGGUUGGCUCAGGAGAUGCAUCUACUGGCAGCAGAAAGGAGUAUGAAAACUGUGAUGUUAAACAUCAUAAUGAUGAUCAGGAUUAUAGUGACCGUGAUAGUGACAGUAGUAGUGUUAGUGACAGUGAUAGUGACUCCUUGCCCCCUGGCGAUUCAAUAUAUGAUCCCAAGGAGUGUGUCAUUUCCAACUCUGAUUCGGAUUCAGACUCUGAUUCGAAAUCGGAUUCAUUCUCCUCAGACUCCAAUCGCUCGUACGCCAAGGGUGGCAUGCACUUGUCUUCUAGCGGACGGAAAAAGACACUGAGCACACCGAUUCUGGCCACUGUGGUGAAACCAUUGACAUCCAACCCCACUGCUCAAGUCUCACAGAAAUGUCCUCACUGUUGGCAGGGCCCUUACCUCGAUCUGAAGACCCACAUUGUCAAGUGCUGUAGCAAAGGUCCAGACAAUUGCAUUAAAUGCUGGAGAGUUUACGGUCGAUUCAUGGAUUAUAUUUGUGUGGCCUGCAAGAAAACGUUCUCAGGCUCGGACGCUUGUAAGUCGCAUGUCUGCCCUAUGAAGUUUGCAGGCAGGCCUACGGUGCCAGACCCCGUUGCCAAGCAGCCUGUGGACUCAGCCCCAGUCUUCUCCCAGCUUCCCCAGCUUUACCAGAUUAUCUCUCUGCUGCCCCCUGGGAUCAUUUACACGCAAGCACAGUCUAUUGGCACUUCUCAGCCUUCUGUUUCGCCUUCGACCAGUAGCGCUGUACUACCCGGCAGUGUGGCCGUGAAGGCAGUCCGCCCGCAAAACACUAACGCGACCACUCCUACGUCACAGACGGCCACUGGUAGUAGCCCUGCGACAUCUGCACCCGCACUGGCCACAGUGGUGACCAUCAGGGAUAGGUCAGCCAGCGUCCAGGCGCCCAAUCAGUCUCCCAUGCUCCUUCAGCCACCUGGACGUGCCGCACCCUCCUACGCCCCCCUGGCCAACACCCUAACCGGUUUAGUGCACGUCUAUGCCCAGAACUCUCCAAAGACCCAGGUGAUUGUUCGUGGUGAGACCCCACCUGACACCCCUGCGUCGUCAAUCCUUUGUGGCCAGACCCCGUCAGGCGCCCCUGCACCCGUGCUUGUCCACAGUCAGGUACCUGGCAGCUUUCCUGUCACCACGAUUGCUCAUAGCCAAGCUGUGUCUGGAAAACCAGUUACGAUUGUUUGUAAUCGGGACCAACUUCAGAUGCCCUCCGCAAUGGUUUUCCGCAACCAAACCCCCACUAGCGUGCCUAGUUUUAUAGCAGCUCCCAGCCAGGGCCAGCAAAGGGUACCCACAGCUGUGGUUGUUCGCAGUCAGGUGCCCCCUGGUGUUCCAGCACCCUCAGCAAUUCAAAACCAGGCUUCGGCAGGUACGGCUGCCUCUUCAGCUGCCCGAGGCCCUCCUGGCGUGUCUGCCGCCACAGAGGGAAGGACACAGCCCUCUCUCCCCACACUGUUUCGCAUACCCACCACAGGCUCCAACACCUUUUUCUUCCCUAUGCCCAAUCAGCCCUUGGGUGCUGCAGGGCCCACUGUUGGACAUUUAAUGCCCGUCACAGCUUCCAGUGGUGCUGCAGGCGUCGUCUCGGCGGGGCUGCCGGUUCUGUCAAUGAGAUUUCCUGCCCCGACUGGUGUGUCUCUCUCCUUCCCAAGCGCCGCCCAGUCCUCCAGAGACUCUGGCCAUCCUGUCUCAAGUCAGGUCUCCACUGCUGUCCCCUCCUCAGCGGUCUCCAUCUCCAGCAGUGUGUGCACCACGGCCUCCACCUCUCGUGUGGUGCCCUCCCAGGCGUACGUGUCCAACGCCCUUUGCACCCAAGUGUCUUCCUCUCUCCCCUCCUCAUCUCGGGUCUCAUCCACUGCAGCAGGCACUGCCUCCAUACCCAAGCAGGCCCCUAAUGUUGCUUCCAUCACCCAGAAUCCCAGGCUUCCAGCUGUCUCCGCCCUCUCAGCAGCCGCGCCCACCAAGAGUCCCCCUCUGGUCGUCCUGUCCGACUCGGGUCCACUGCGGAUCUUGUUCAUGUUCCUGAACCAGAGCCGGGAGCUGGCUCUGGCGCAACGCAUGAGGACCCGGUGGCACUACAAGGAGAUCUUCACGUGCCGCCAGUGCGGCGCCGUCUCGCGGCAGCCCUCGCUGGUUGUGCUGCACCGCUACCGCCACCGGGGGGCGCCGCGUCCCCACCGCUGCUGCGGCUGCGGCCGGCGCUUCCAGGCACGCCUGCACCUGCUCCGCCACCAGGUGCUUCACGCCGAGGCCACGCGCUACAUCUGCGCGGCGUGCGGGGACUCCUUCGAGGGCGCCCAGCAGCUGGUGCGUCACAAGGCCAACUGCCGCUAUAGGACCAACGCCCAGUGCUGGAGGCCCUUCGUCUGCAGCUGUGGACGGAGGUUUGUCAGGCCGUCAGCCCUCCUGUGGCACAAACUGAACAAUUCCAGGCACAAACCGAGGACUAGAAAUCAAACAACAUUGUCACGACAGAAUCAAGAUGUCCAAAAUACACUGCCAGCAACUUGACAUGCUGUUUCUUUAAGACUGUGAGAACUGUAGGUUUGGGAUAUAAAUGUCUGUUUUUUUGUUUUGUUUUUGUUUUUUUAACCAUUCAUGUUUAUGUUUGUAUGUUGUCCCACCCAUAAAGCACUUCUUAAAGAUAAGUGUUAACUGUAAGUCUUUAAGUCAUUCUGCUGUUGAGUAGAGGGUUUUAAUUCACAGCACACUUGAAUUUAAAAUGAGCCUUUAUUUCUGUACAGAAAAACAGCCUAUUGUGAGAAGUGUGAAAAACCAAAAUGUCCAAAAAUGCUUCUUGUCUCUGCAUAUGAAGUGAGAUCUGUUAAAAGAUUUCAGGGGAUAGUACA
Messenger RNA from Alosa alosa (allis shad), 3851 nucleotides. RefSeq lists its product as uncharacterized. The transcript is spliced from 3 exons. Gene Ontology annotation, molecular function: DNA-binding transcription factor activity, RNA polymerase II-specific; RNA polymerase II cis-regulatory region sequence-specific DNA binding. Gene Ontology annotation, biological process: regulation of transcription by RNA polymerase II. The record is from RefSeq and is a predicted model, not a curated record. Bases 157 to 3513 code for a protein of 1118 amino acids. Lineage: Eukaryota; Metazoa; Chordata; Actinopteri; Clupeiformes; Clupeidae.